UGUCGGCAACAGACAUAACGACAUUAAACAAAUGUUGUAACUUGUAUGUUGUAACUUAUAAAAAUAAUAACUAAUUAAUUAAUUAUCGAAAUUGUAGUUAUCUCGAAUAGCUUCAAAGAAUUAACAUAGCAUUCAAGUGCGUGUGCCUUUAAAAGUUCUUUGGAGCGAAAGAAGUAAGCAGAAAUUUCACGAUUUACAUCAUUUACUUUUUAAGAAGAGAACUUGACCUACUUUGGAUUCUUAGAAUUGCAGAUAUUACACAAUUAACAUUUCAUAAAAUCCAGUGAGACGCAGCAAAGGAAAGUCACCAUUUUAUAUUACACAAUAAACAAUGAUUACCAGCGUACUACUGUCAUGUGCGGUUUUCGCAUUUUUAUAUUAUUAUGUUAUCCAUCUUGCAAGAUUUAGGCGUCUUAUCAAUCUCAUUCCCGGACCACCAAUGUUUCCAAUUAUCGGUGACAUUGGUUCUAUGACUUUUACUUCAACUGAGCAAUUUCUGGAACUGAUAGUAGCACGAUUUAAAAAAUAUAACUGCCUUUAUAAAAUUUGGCUCUUUAUGAUCGCUUAUAUUAUCAUUAGCCAUCCGGAUGACAUACAGACAUUAGUGAACAGCACGAGAAAUAACGAAAAAGGCAUGGCGUAUACAUUACUUCAUUCAUGGUUAGGAGACGGUCUUCUUCUUAGUAAAGGAGCAAAAUGGCAAGAGAGGCGAAAGAUUCUAACACCUGCGUUCCACUUCCAUAUAUUAAAAAGAUUUUUUGAUAUCUUGAUCGAGGAAAGCAAUCAUAUGGCGAAAUCAUUGAAAGAUAUAAAAAGCUCAACUGUCGAGGAUUUAGCGUCUGUUGUUAGCCACCAUACCUUGAAUAUCAUAAGCGAAACUUCUAUGGGUAUUUCCUUGCGAAAUGUAAGUACACUUGAACAACAGCAGUACCGCGAAACAAUCCAUGAGUUAGGAGAGACACUAUUUUACAGAGUCAUGCGACCGUGGUAUUACAGCGACAUGAUAUUUACGAUGUCGCCAAGAUAUAAGAAUGAAAUUACAUGUCUGAAAAUACUACACGAAUUUACGGAAAAAGUUAUUAAGGAAAGGAAACAAUAUCACGAAUCCACUAAUGGACGAUUUCUAAAUUUUGAAAAAGCUGAAGAAGAUGAAGAAAUCAUAGGAGGAGGGAAGAAGCGACUUGCCAUGUUGGAUCUUUUGAUAGCGGCGUCCAAAGAUACCAAUUUGAGCGAUCUGGAUAUUAGGGAAGAAGUCGAUACCUUUAUGUUUGAAGGUCAUGAUACCGUAGCAAUGGCACUAACUUUCGCUAUAUUACUCUUAGCCGAACACAAGGAUGCCCAGGAUCGUGUCAGAGAUGAAGUCAAUGCUGUAAUGGAAGAAAACGGAGGAAAACUUACUAUGGCAGCGUUGCAGAAUUUGACAUAUUUGGAAAGAUGUUUGAAGGAAACGAUGAGAUUGUAUCCCAGUGUUUUUUUCAUUCUCCGAAAGUUAACGGAAGACGUAAAGAUGCAAUCAUAUCUAGUGCCUGGUGGAACGCAAGUAUAUAUUGACAUUUUACAUCUUCACAAAAAUCCAGAAUUCUGGCCAAAUCCGGAGAUAUUCGAUCCAGAUAGAUUUUUGCCAGAGCUGGUGCAAGAUCGUCAUCCUUUUGCUUAUGUACCGUUUAGCGCAGGAUCACGCAAUUGCAUAGGUCAACGAUUCGCCAUGAUGGAGAUGAAGGUUGUAGUGGCUACCUUGGUGCAUAACUUUUAUUUGGAGUCCAUGCAACGCUUGGCAGAUGUUCGAGUUACAUGCAAUAUAUUACUUCGUCCUGCGGAACGAUUACGCGUGAAAUUCGUCCCAAUCUAA
Ooceraea biroi (clonal raider ant) is the source of this 1849-nucleotide messenger RNA. Its product is annotated as cytochrome P450 4C1. Gene Ontology annotation, molecular function: oxidoreductase activity, acting on paired donors, with incorporation or reduction of molecular oxygen; iron ion binding; monooxygenase activity. Lineage: Eukaryota; Metazoa; Arthropoda; Insecta; Hymenoptera; Formicidae. The record is from RefSeq and is a predicted model, not a curated record.